GCGGGGCCGCCUAGGGGAUGAAGUCGGGGUGCUCGGCGCUCCGGCCUCACUUGCCGCUGCCGGGCGCCGGGCAGAGCGAACCCCGACUCUGUACGGGCGUGCAGACCUCUGACCCUGGAGUCUCUCAGCCGCCGGGAGCAGUCCCCUUGGGUCGUCGCCCGGGCCGCCCGCCGUUCCCCGGCCCCGAGGGGACCGGCCGGCCGCGGUGGGGGGAGAGGUCAGCAUGAGCCGGGGGGUCCGGCGGGCCGGCGCAGGGCAGGGGGCGGCGGCCGCAGUGCAGCUGCUGGUUACCCUGAGCUUCCUCCCGAGCGUCGUCGAGGCCCAGGUCACCGGAGUCCUGGAUGAUUGCUUGUGUGAUAUUGAUAGCAUCGAUAACUUCAACACCUUCAAAAUCUUCCCCAAAAUAAAAAAAUUGCAAGAGCGAGACUAUUUCCGUUAUUACAAGGUUAAUCUGAAGCGACCAUGUCCUUUCUGGGCAGAAGAUGGCCAUUGUUCAAUAAAAGACUGUCAUGUUGAGCCCUGUCCAGAGAGUAAAAUUCCAGUUGGAAUUAAAGCUGGGAGUUCUAAUAAGUACUUGAAAGUGGCAAACAAUACCAAAGAAUUAGAAGAUUGCGAGCAAGCUAAUAAACUGGGAGCAAUUAACAGCACCUUAAGUAACCAAAGCAAAGAAGCUUUCAUUGACUGGGCAAGAUAUGAUGAUUCACAGGAUCACUUUUGUGAACUUGAUGAUGAGAGAUCUCCAGCUGCUCAGUACGUAGACCUGUUGCUGAACCCAGAGCGCUACACCGGCUAUAAAGGGCCCUCGGCAUGGAGAGUCUGGAACAGCAUCUACGAAGAAAACUGUUUCAAGCCUCGAUCUGUUUAUCGUCCUUUAAAUCCUCUGGCACCCAGCAGAGGAGAAGAUGAUGGAGAAUCAUUCUACACAUGGCUGGAAGGUUUGUGUCUGGAGAAAAGAGUCUUCUAUAAGCUUAUAUCGGGACUUCAUGCUAGUAUCAAUUUACAUCUAUGUGCAAAUUAUCUCUUGGAAGAAACCUGGGGUAAACCUAGCUGGGGACCUAAUAUGAAAGAAUUUAAACGCCGUUUUGACCGUGUGGAAACCAAAGGAGAAGGUCCAAGAAGGCUAAAGAAUCUAUACUUUUUAUACUUAAUUGAGCUCCGAGCUUUAUCAAAGGUGGCCCCAUAUUUUGAGCGCUCAAUUGUUGAUCUUUACACUGGAAAUGUAGAAGAGGAUGCUGACACAAAAACCCUUCUACUGAAUAUCUUUCAAGACACAAAGUCCUUUCCCAUGCACUUUGAUGAGAAAUCCAUGUUUGCGGGUGACAAAAAGGGGGCCAAGUCAUUAAAGGAGGAAUUCCGGUUACAUUUCAAGAAUAUCUCCCGUAUAAUGGACUGUGUUGGAUGUGACAAAUGCAGAUUAUGGGGGAAAUUACAGACUCAGGGUUUAGGAACUGCCCUGAAGAUAUUAUUCUCUGAGAAAGAAAUCCAAAAACUUCCAGAGAACAGCCCAUCUAAAGGCUUCCAACUCACUCGACAGGAAAUAGUUGCUCUCUUAAAUGCUUUUGGAAGGCUUUCUACAAGUAUAAGAGAGUUACAGAAUUUUAAAGUCUUAUUACAACACAGUAGGUGCCAUUGUAUAUAAGAAAGGACAGCUAUUUUGAUCUUCAUCAGCAUUGCCUUCACUGGAAAUUUGGGAACAGGUCACAGUAAACCUCUCAGCAGUUUGCAGACUGAAGUACCUGCAGAAACCAUAGCUACUCACCAAAAUACAGAGACUGGGUGCAUGGUAUCAUGGAAAUUAUUUGGUAAAACAAAAUAACACACACACACACACACAAAUUUAUGUGUACUCUAUUUUAAGUAACAUCUACAGGUGCAGGUUGGAUUUUGAACAGAAUUCCAAAUAAUUUGCUGUUAUACCCACCAGAUUGUAGAAAAUGUGAA
This is a messenger RNA of Equus quagga, 1941 nucleotides long. RefSeq names its product endoplasmic reticulum oxidoreductase 1 beta (gene ERO1B). Gene Ontology annotation, biological process: protein folding in endoplasmic reticulum. The transcript is spliced from 17 exons. Bases 224 to 1639 code for a protein of 471 amino acids. Gene Ontology annotation, molecular function: thiol oxidase activity; protein-disulfide reductase activity; FAD binding. The record is from RefSeq and is a predicted model, not a curated record. Gene Ontology annotation, cellular component: endoplasmic reticulum membrane; endoplasmic reticulum. Lineage: Eukaryota; Metazoa; Chordata; Mammalia; Perissodactyla; Equidae.